AGUUAGGUGGUUGCUAUAGCAGCGGUUAGGCGUCCGAAACAAAGCAUGAGAGACAACAUGACCGACGACAGCGCUGAUUCACUCAAUGAUGUCGUCACGCAAUUUACCUCUUACGAAGACUUUCUGGAUUCCAAAAUAACAGCUUCUGCUCUGUACUACCUAGAGGAUGAAGAGCUGGCCAGGCAGCUGGUGGAGUUAGGCCAAUGGGGCACCGUUCUCACGCGCGAGGAGUUUCAGUCCCGCAAAGUUUCUCCAUCGCUGAGGAACCAGCACCGGACACUGGCAAGUGCAGGAAAAGAACUGAAAGACAAUUUCCUGAAAGCUCUGGCAGAGAGAGAGGAGAACAAUCGCAAUGGAAUAUUGACUUCCAUUAUUUUCAUAAGGGACCGAAACGCUGGCGUGCAGGAAGUCUCGGGCUAUAUAGACUACGCCCACAGACUGCAAACCGAGGACUUUGAAGCGUACUUCAGCGGAAAGAAGAGACUGAUGCCAAGACGGUCCGACUUGAGCUUCUACAACUGGAGGACCCAAAUGUCCACAUCUCACAGCAGUCCAAACUAUGAAGUGAUCACAGACCAGCCCUCAGGCCUGGUCUUCCAGAACAAGACGGACCGCAAGGUCCUGGAGCUCAACCCAUGGGUAGGACAAAUAAUGAGGAAUCAUGAUGCUGAUCUACCGAUAGGACUUGUAAAGGAGAAGGCCAUUUCAGCUACACUGGCGGCAGCUUUUGGCAGUGCGAGUGACGUAGAGGCCCGGGCAGUGAUCUGAUGCAGAUGUUUAAUGAAACCGUUGAUGGGUUCUUAGCUUGUUCUACGUGUGUUUGUGUUUGUAGGCGGCGUCAAGUGACAACUGGUCCAGGAGUGAGGUGAAGAGUGAUCUCUAUGUCCAGGUCGUUAUUUACGACCACAAAACACGGAGCACCACUCUGACCCCUUACCCCGCACAAUAACCCUACCCUACCCUAUGACCACUGUGAUCAGCCACAUGUGAUCACAGCCGAGGUGCUUCUCUCAUUGAAAACUAAUAAAAGUCAUUUUAGUUUAA
Molecule: messenger RNA, 1044 nt
Organism: Gadus morhua (Atlantic cod)
Lineage: Eukaryota; Metazoa; Chordata; Actinopteri; Gadiformes; Gadidae
Gene: cfap299
Product: cilia and flagella associated protein 299
Exons: 6
Coding region: 46-768 (240 amino acids)
Source: RefSeq, a predicted model, not a curated record